Alosa alosa (allis shad) is the source of this 2442-nucleotide messenger RNA. RefSeq names its product arg8-vasotocin receptor-like. Gene Ontology annotation, biological process: regulation of systemic arterial blood pressure by vasopressin; positive regulation of vasoconstriction; G protein-coupled receptor signaling pathway. The coding region runs from base 1 to 1293 and encodes 430 amino acids. The transcript is spliced from 2 exons. The record is from RefSeq and is a predicted model, not a curated record. Gene Ontology annotation, cellular component: membrane. Gene Ontology annotation, molecular function: peptide binding; vasopressin receptor activity. NCBI's taxonomy places the organism in Eukaryota, Metazoa, Chordata, Actinopteri, Clupeiformes, Clupeidae.
AUGCACUUCACCGCCAGCGCGCUCCUGCCCGGCGCUGAUGGCGCACGCAAUUACACCGGCGAGAAUGACACUCUAAUGCCCAGGGACAGCUAUGUGACAAUGGGCGGCAACGCGGCCAACUUCAGCGACCCCGUGAGUAAUACAUCAGACCCGUUCGGGCGUAACGAGGAAGUGGCCAAAAUUGAGAUCACCGUCCUGAGCAUUACUUUCGUGGUGGCAGUGGUGGGAAACGUGAGCGUGCUCCUGGCGCUGAACAACAGCUCCAAGAGGAAAAAUAAAAGCUCCAGAGUUCACCUCUUCAUCAAGCACUUGAGCCUGGCAGACCUCGUCGUGGCCUUCUUCCAGGUGUUGCCCCAACUGUGCUGGGAGAUCACCUUCCGCUUCUACGGCCCAGACUUCCUCUGCCGGAUUGUCAAGCACCUGCAGGUCCUGGGCAUGUUCGCUUCUACCUACAUGAUGGUGAUGAUGACCCUGGACCGCUAUAUAGCCAUCUGUCACCCACUCAAGACACUGCAGCAGCCCACACAGCGUGCGUACGUCAUGAUCGCGUCCACCUGGGCGUCCAGCCUGGUGCUGAGCGCGCCACAGUACUUCAUCUUCUCCCUGAGCGAGAUCCAGAACGGCUCGGACGUUUACGACUGCUGGGGACACUUCAUUGAGCCGUGGGGCGUGCGCGCCUACAUCACCUGGAUCACCACCGGGAUCUUCCUGAUUCCCGUGGUGGUGCUGGUGAUCUGCUAUGGGUUCAUCUGCCGCAGCAUCUGGAUGAACGUGAAGUACAAGACCCAGAGGCGAGCUGCCGCGGCCGAGGCCCCGCACAGGAGCGGUCUGAUCGGCAAGGCGUCCGUGAGCAGCGUCACCAUAAUAUCCCGCGCCAAACUCAGAACCGUGAAGAUGACUUUCGUGAUUGUACUGGCAUACAUUGUGUGCUGGGCUCCGUUCUUCAUCGUGCAGAUGUGGUCGGUGUGGGACGUAAACUUCUCCUGGGACGAUUCUGAGAAUACUGCUGUCACGCUAUCCGCAUUGCUGGCGAGCCUCAACAGCUGCUGCAACCCCUGGAUCUACAUGCUCUUCAGCGGACAUCUGCUUUACGACUUCGCGCGUUUCUUCCCGUGCUGUAACAGACUUGGUCGCGCGUGCCGCAAGGAUUCGGACGGCAGCUUGCGCAGGACCACCCUGCUCACGAGACUGCCGGCCACUCGAAACCCAAACGAGGGUUCCGACACAUGGAAGGAUUGUGACAACUCGCGGAAGUCCAGCCAGUCACUGCCGAUGGAGGGAAACAGCAGGUGAACUGGUAGAGGCACACGAAUUGCGUUAUGACCUUAUGUGCUCAAUGAGAAAAAAACAUUUAAAGAAUAUCACCAAUACAUUGCUUUUCUUAGUUAUUUAAAUGUAUCGAAAAUAAACAAUUGUUGUAUAAGAAGCCCCGUUACAAGAACAACUCUAUCCAAGCCUGACCAAUAUCACCGUCACUUGCAUAAAGUAGAUAGAUAGAUAGAUAGAUACUUUAUUGAUCCCCAAGUAGGCCUAGCUGUUCAAUUCUGGAGAAGCUCGUGAUGUGAGCUGCCAAAAGAAAGGCAUACGCCGACCGCUCGUGCGUCUAGACAGACCAGAGCGAAUGUGUAAAUACGAGAAAAAUCCAUUCAAAACGUCUUCAACUGUGUGAACUGUGUACCUCGAACUUUGAAACCCUCGAGUGUUGUUUGUAUGCACUUCUGUAACAAAGCCCACCCUAACGUGGUUUCCGUGAUUGUUUGGACUGAAUAUGCUGUGGACGCAUUCUAUUGCACUUUUAUAUGACCGCAUGACUGUCAGGAUUAUUAGUGUUUUGCAUUUAUGUUGAAUGUUUUAUAUUUUGGCUUGUUUUGAUUGUUUCGUUUUUGUUUUCAGGGCUGUCCAAUGAUUGGUUGUCUCAACACACAUUUAGAGCAGCAAGUUAGCACUAAUAAUGAUAAUGUGUGUGUGUGUGUGUGUGUGUGUGUGUGUGCAUGAGAGAGAGAGAGAGAGAGAGAGAGAGAUGCUGGUUUGUGUGUUGAAAAUGUCAUUUGAAUCUACUAAAAAAAUGUUAUGAACAUGCCAGGCGUAUAAAUAUGCUAUGCUUUUAUGAUUAUGGUCAGUCAUACACAAACUGCCAGAAAGUAUCUGAGUCCAGAUGAAGAAUGUUUCUAUGAAAGCUUGGGGAUUAUCCAUUAACACUCCAAAUUAUGGACCUAUGACAUCAUGCUUCCUCCCCACUGAUCAAUCAUUCAAGUCGCCAAAUAAGACACAUUCCUUUGCUCACAUUAUACUAUGUGGUGUGUUUGUGUGUGUGUGUUUGUGUGUGUGUGUGCAUGCUUGCGUAAGUCACCAAAUAAGACACAUUCCUUUGCGCUUAUCUCAUCUGACACUCACCCUUGGUGCACUCUCUGUAAAGAAAUAUAUAUAAAAUGACUAUAUAAA